AUGCGCAAGGAUGCGGAAGCCGUGGGCAGGUUCUUUGCUCUUGUGAGAACAUAUGGGCAGCCUCAGCAAACGUUCUUCACAAUGGCCCGAUACUCCUCUUCGUUGUCGUCAUCUUCCUCUUCUUCAUGCGGUUGCUGCUGUCCCUGCUCACGGAUCUGCUCAAGAUCUUCAGCCUACACUUUGGCUUUGGGGCUGGGUUUUGUGACAUUAGGAACCAGUCGCAUCCUAUUACUAAAGUUCUCAGCCAAUGAAGAAAACAAAUAUGACUUUCUUCCUGCAUCUGUGAAUUUAAUGGCAGAGGCCAUCAAACUAGUAUUUUGUUUAGUGAUGUCAGUACGGGUGGUUAUUCGAGAGGGCCGCUCAUAUAAAGAUUUAGGAUGUUCCUCUGGCUCCUCUUUUCUCAGUUACUUGAAGUGGUCUGUUCCUGCAUUCCUGUACUUCCUUGACAACCUCAUAAUCUUCUAUGUGAUGACAUAUCUGCAACCCGCCAUGGCAGUGUUGUUCUCCAAUAUUGUUAUUUUUACAACAGCCCUUCUUUUCCGAGUGGUUCUGAAGAGGCGCUUGUCUUGGGUGCAGUGGGCAUCUUUGAUCAUAUUGUUUCUGUCCAUUGUGUCCUUGACCACUGGUGGUGGCGACCAGCAUGCCAUCGCCGUUCACGGCCUCCACCCAGCUCACAUCUCCACCCCUUCCAACAGCUGCCUAAAAUACACGCAUCUCCAUCAAGAGCAUCAAAGCCACAAUGAAAGCUUCUGGAGCCGUGAGCUGUGGGACAGUCAGCUCAUCCACAAGCUAAACGGCUUCGGCCUGGGUUACAUCCUCUUGCUCCUUCAGUGCUUUAUCUCCGCUCUGGCGAACAUCUACAAUGAGAAGAUCCUUAAGGAAGGGGAGCAGCUGGUGGAGAGCAUAUUCAUCCAGAACAGCAAGCUCUACCUGUUCGGUUUUCUCUUCAACAGCCUCACACUGCUCCUGCAUGCCGACUACCGCGAUUUAACACUGCAUUGUGGAAUCCUCUAUGGACACAAUGUCUUCUCCAUCGCGCUGGUCUUUGUCACAGCUGCUCUGGGCCUGUCGGUGGCUUUUAUUUUGAAGUUUCGGGAUAAUAUGUUCCAUGUGUUGACUGGCCAGAUCACAACUGUCGUGGUCACCGCUCUCUCUCUCUUCCUGUUUGACUUCCGGCCAUCAAUAGAUUUCUUCAUGCAGGCGCCUGUGGUACUUCUGUCCAUCUUUAUCUACCAUAGCAGUAAAAUAAAGGAUCCGGAAUACACUCUUCAGCAGGAGAGGCUCAGAGUCAUCAAUGGCGAGGUGUUCGAGAGGUCAAGAGGGGACGGGGAAGAGUUGGAGAGGUUAACCAAGGCUAACACAGAGAGUGAAUCAGAAGAAGAGUCUUUCUGAGUGGGAUUUGAACUCUUUGUAAUUAAUUAUCAUGUAAAUAUUCUGUGAUGAGGCUGUAAAUGUAUUACAUGUAUGUAUUAAAAGAAUGAUACCUGUUCCAGUCA
Molecule: messenger RNA, 1496 nt
Organism: Danio aesculapii
Lineage: Eukaryota; Metazoa; Chordata; Actinopteri; Cypriniformes; Danionidae
Gene: slc35a5
Product: solute carrier family 35 member A5
Exons: 7
Coding region: 1-1392 (463 amino acids)
Biological process (GO): pyrimidine nucleotide-sugar transmembrane transport
Cellular component (GO): Golgi membrane
Molecular function (GO): pyrimidine nucleotide-sugar transmembrane transporter activity
Source: RefSeq, a predicted model, not a curated record